Molecule: messenger RNA, 483 nt
Organism: Oppiella nova
Lineage: Eukaryota; Metazoa; Arthropoda; Arachnida; Sarcoptiformes; Oppiidae
Source: the annotation of a GenBank genome assembly
AUGGCACAUGAAUUUCAUGGGGGAGAAAUCGAUAGUAGUAAAGAUGGUCUGAGCAAUGAACAAGACACCCAAAUGUUGGCACAAAAGUUAGCUCAACAUAUUGCAAAAGGCGUGAUUUAUUUAAUCGGUGACUUGGGGGCAGGUAAAACCACACUUACACGCUAUUGGUUGCAAAGUUUAGGUCAUAAGGGUGCGGUUAAAAGUCCAACAUAUACCUUGGUGGAACCUUAUAAUAUCAAUGCGAAAGAGGUGUUUCAUUUUGACUUAUACCGUUUAAAUGAUCCUUAUGAGCUUGAAUUGAUGGGUAUUCGUGAUUAUUUAGAGGUCGAGAAUGCUUUAUUCUUAUUUGAAUGGCCUUCUAAGGGCGGUGAUGAAAUUCCACAGCCAGAUCACGUCAUUCGCAUUUUAAAAACAGAAGAUGAAGCUGCACGAGAAGUGGUAAUUGAAAGUAUUUCUGCUGAAUUGAUUGAAGCGUUGACUUGA